Messenger RNA from Sinocyclocheilus anshuiensis, 1780 nucleotides. RefSeq names its product protein lyl-1-like. Bases 633 to 1436 code for a protein of 267 amino acids. Gene Ontology annotation, molecular function: RNA polymerase II cis-regulatory region sequence-specific DNA binding; DNA-binding transcription factor activity, RNA polymerase II-specific; protein dimerization activity. Gene Ontology annotation, biological process: regulation of transcription by RNA polymerase II. Lineage: Eukaryota; Metazoa; Chordata; Actinopteri; Cypriniformes; Cyprinidae. The transcript has 4 exons. The record is from RefSeq and is a predicted model, not a curated record.
GCCUGUGAUGAUGAAGAGGAUAAACAUCAUAGUUCUCCAGAAGAAGAGAAUAAAUGCUGCUUCACUUUCAGUUUUGUACUUCAGUUUGACUGUGAGAGAGAACUUUUACAAUGUUGUUCAAUCAUGAUGUAAGUUGUGCUUCCUUUUGGUCGAGAUCCAAUAACCUUCAGAGUCUGAGGCUGACCAGAGAGAGAGAGAGAGAGAUGGGGGGGCAGGCACUAUUUUUACUCUUAUCAGCAUCACCAUAUUGUACAAGUACAUCCUCCUGUCCAGCAGAGAGCGGAAAGCUCUCUCUCUCUCUCUCUCUCUCUCUGUGUGUCUCUCUGUGUCUCUCGUCCAAUACUAGUUCAGCUCAACUGGUGUCCAGCUGGAGCAGCUUGUCUGUUGGUGAUGGGGGGCAGAUGGAGAGAGAGACAGGAACUCGUGCAUCACUUCUACACCAGCGCAGUGCUCCGUCAUUCCUGCAGUGAGGUCUCCGCUCCGUGUCUCUGAUCUUCACUGAACGCUGGAGAAACUACGGGAAGGAAACGUGAGGAGGAGAGCGAGGGUGCGAUUGCUUCACAGAAGACGACAGAGAAAGUGACCACAAACACGGACCGAACAGACAUCUGCAGACCUCCCCAUGAGGAGCGAUGAGAAGAAGCGAUCAUCAGUCUCCGGUCAUGAUGGAGAACGAGCCGCCCAUCUCUCCGUCUGUCCUCCAGCCCGUCAGUCCAGCUCGCUCGAGUUCCCCUGAUGCUGACGCGGCUCGAGAUGCAGAGAGCCGUACGCAUGCAGUCGAACCCGAGACGGACCCCCGCCGGAGCCCCCCCGCCGCCUCCUCGCCGUCCCUCCCGCCCAACAUCCCGGUCAUCAGCCUGGCUCACAGCAAACCGCCGCUGCCUGCGCUCUCCAUGCUGCGCCUGUCCCUGCUGCCUCCGGCCCUCCUGCAGACGCACCCCUUCAUCAGCAGCUCUUUCCUCGGACCAUCGGGAAGCUUUGGGAUCUUCGGGAAUGCUCGUAUGAAGAGACGGCCGUCCACACACUUCGAACUGGAGCUCAGUGACGGUCCUCCUCAGAAGAUGGCUCGGCGCGUCUUCACUAACAGCCGCGAGCGCUGGCGGCAGCAGAACGUAAACGGAGCUUUCUCCGAGCUCCGCAAACUCAUCCCGACCCACCCGCCUGACAAGAAGCUCAGCAAGAACGAGAUCCUGCGCCUGGCCAUGAAGUACAUCAGCUUCCUGGUGCAGCUGCUGAAGGACCAGACGAGCGGUCAGCGUGAGGACAGAGACUCCUCGGGCUGCGUGACGGUCUCCUCGGGCUCCAGCUGUUACGGGGACACAGACAGCGAGGAAAGCACGGGGACCUGCGGCAUCCAGACCAAACACAGCGGAGGCAUCACGGAGAAGGUGCAGGAACAGAUACUGACGGUCACUGCGAGCAGCUACCAGCGCUGACCAGCUCAAACUGACCCGCUGGAGAAACGUUUAACCAGGGUUGCCAGGUUUUCACAACAAAACCCACCCAAGUGUUACUCAAAACACUAGCCCAAUCGUGUUUCGAGGGGUAAAAUGCAUGGUUUAUUGUGGGAUUCCCCUGGUAAAAUUCACAUUUUAGGGGCUAAAUAUCACGUUAUUGUGGUUGCUUAAACCCGUGGACAUGAAAACCCCUAGCCCAAUUCCACAGACUUGGCAACAGUGUGUUCAAUCCUCGACACAUAGAAACUGUGUGGUGUGACGCGAAUAAAGCAAUAAUCCCCGUGAAGCCGUGGUUUACAGUGAAUUUAUAACAGCUAAGGGCC